Hemisphaericaspora subhashii is the source of this 720-nucleotide messenger RNA. RefSeq lists its product as uncharacterized. NCBI's taxonomy places the organism in Eukaryota, Fungi, Ascomycota, Pichiomycetes, Serinales, Debaryomycetaceae. The transcript has a single exon. Gene Ontology annotation, cellular component: preribosome, small subunit precursor; nucleolus. Gene Ontology annotation, biological process: maturation of SSU-rRNA from tricistronic rRNA transcript (SSU-rRNA, 5.8S rRNA, LSU-rRNA). The coding region runs from base 1 to 720 and encodes 239 amino acids. The record is from RefSeq and is a predicted model, not a curated record.
AUGAUGCCAAAAGCACCAAAGAGUCAGUACAGAAGACCAAGAGGAGCCUCUAUAGAGGUUGCGGAAACCAUGGGUUCAGGAGCAGCCAAAAUAAAGAAGAAAAUCAGAGAUAUUGAAAGAUUAUUAAAGAAAAAUGAUAAAUUACCAGCAGAUAAGAGAGUUGAAUAUGAUAGAGCAUUAAAAGCUUUAAAAGUAGAAUUACAAAAUACUCAAGUUCAGUUAAAAGCAAAAGAAAUCGGGAAGAAAUAUCAUAUGGUUAGAUUUUUUGAAAAGAAAAAGGCCAUUAGAAAAUUAAAACAAUUAAGAAAACAAUUUGAAGAAGUUAAUCAAACUGGUAUAAGAAAAGAUAUCAAAAAGAUAAGAAAACAACUAAGACAUGGGGAAGUUGAUUUAGCUUAUGUGAUUUUAUUCCCAAAAACUGAAAAAUAUAUUUCUCUAUAUCCAAAUGCAAAAGAAAAUGAUGAAGUUGAUAUGUCAAAUCCAAAGGCUAAACUUGGUGCUCGUAAAACAGAAGAAAGAAGGAAGCAAAUCAGAAAGGAAGUUGAGAAAUUAAUGGAAGAUGGAAAACUUCCAUUCUCAAUAGAUGAAGCAAUUACAGGAAAAGCAAUUACGCUUUAUACCGAGACGGUUGGACAAUCUACAUCCAUUUCACAAGAAAUUGAUGCUCCUGAAGUUAAGAAAGAAGGAGAAGAGGAAGAAGAAGAUGAAUUCUUUGAAUAG